AAAAAUCAUUUUUUACAAUCCAGACAGAGCCUAAAUGUUCCCUUCGACUGGACGAGUUGCUGGCGUAUCUCCUUACAUGGGACCCUUCCCUCAUUAUCAUCCUUAAUCAAUCAUGGUUUAUUUUAAUCAAAAACAAUUAGCAGAAAGAAAACUCCAUCAGGAUUUAGAUUUCCCACCCAAUCCUGUUCCUCCAUCCUUCGCCUGCUGCGGCCGAUGCACCGAAUCAAAACCAUAACGGCUCAAAUUGGAGGACGACUUUACCAAAACACCCUUUCAUGCUGUAUCAGUCAAGCCUCUUCUCAAUUGUUUCCCCUAUUUAUAAGUCUCUCUCUUUCUUCUCACAGAGGACACAAAGGCGAGAGAGAGAGAGAGAGAGAGAGAGAGAGAGAGAGAGAGAUAGAGUUAGGUUUUCGAUCUGUGAUGGCGGCGCAAAGAGAUGUAGAGCCAACAAUAUUCGAAGAAACGACGUCGAAUUCCCUUCUACAAAACACUCGUUGCUGCUUCUGUUUUCCUUGCUUCAGCUCCCGUCGCAAGCCUUCCGUCGGAUUAGCCUUCUGGGAACAGAUACGUACGGGCCAGGUGUUAUCCAAAACCAGCUUGUGGGCCCGAAGUGUUAGAGCCUUCCAGAAGGUCCGUAAAUGGUCCGAGCUCGUUGCUGGUCCCCGGUGGAAGACAUUUAUCAGAAGAUUCAACCGAAAUAAAAGCGGAAGCGGCGUCGUCUCUUGUAAUAGGCAUGGUAAAUUUCAUUACGAUCCAUUGAGUUAUGCUUUAAAUUUCGAUGAAGGCCCGGGGCAGAACGGUAACUUCGAAGACGAUGUUGAGUAUGGUGGCUUUCGGGCUUUCUCGACCCGGUACGCUUCGGUUUCCGGUUCGGAGAAAACGGCCUUGGCUUCGAAGACGACUUCGGAGGUUCAGAAGGAUGUGGCGGUUUUCGCGUGAAAAAAAGGAGUUCCGUGAUCCGUGAGCUUGACUUGGAGUGGCGGUGAUAGUGGCGGACGAAGAAGAUGAGAAUGAAGCGGGUGGUGGGAUUUUUUUUAUGAUUUUGUAUUAUUCUUUUUGGGAUUUCUUGUACUAUAUUAUAUAUAAAAUCAGGUUAAUGAUGUGUACAUAUUGAUUGAUUUAGUGGAAUAACAACAAUAAUAAUGCGAAUAAAGUUUUCUUUGA
Messenger RNA from Durio zibethinus, 1164 nucleotides. RefSeq lists its product as uncharacterized. Lineage: Eukaryota; Viridiplantae; Streptophyta; Magnoliopsida; Malvales; Malvaceae. The record is from RefSeq and is a predicted model, not a curated record.